AUGGAGAGCAAAAGAGCCACAAUAAAGGGACGUUUGAGUACUCCGUUGCCGGAGCUACCAUCUUCAGAAAUAUCACAACAAGACUGCCUGGUUCAUUUCUCACGUACCUCAAGUGAAGUUCACUUAGACUGUACAGUGAAGUCUCUAUUUAGUAGUGAUAGUAGUAGUAGUAGUCAGGUGCACUUUCCUUCAGUAGAAAUAGCAGGUAGCGAUAACGAUUCAGUGUUUCCUAAAGACAAUGAUAAGUAUUUCUUUUCUUCAAAUCAGAUUUCCCGCGCAUCGAGCGUGCCUUUAAGUAGACCAUUUGGUUUCUACCAUGAUCCGGACGAUGAGGUCAACAAGGCGACCUCCUCUAUGGACCGGAGCUCACCAACCCAGGUUUCCCUUUCCCUGGAGGGCACACAGCGCAUUAAAAUAACCCAGAAUUCCUCACCGAAUAAAAAACUGAAUUCGGUAUCAAUUGCACCGAGGGUGGCGCCCUCUUCACAAGACAUACAAGCUGUCCUUCAGUUUGACCCAUGUGAGGAUAUGCUCGAGAAUAUUAAUAGGUGUGAAUGGAAGCUAUACCACACUGUGAGAGAGAGCACAGAAACUUUUAGGUGCAAUCAGCACCUUAAUUAUCCUCUAGAGAACCUGUCUUCAGUUUCUCAUCAGGGUGAGGAAGAGGAAUGUACCAAAACUCAGGCACUGCCCGUUAGUCCCACUGGUGACUGCGCUUUUCGUGUGGGCGACUCUAAUAAAGAUCCAUUUUCACAGCUACCCAGAGCUAACUCGCUUGAUUUGGCGGGGAUUAGUGGAGUUCAGGAUAAUAGCAUACCAAACCGUGAUUUCACAGAGCCUGUCUUUCCCCCGGAUAUGGAUUUCCCGGAAGAUUUUUUUCCUGGCGAGGAUACUAUAGCGGAAGAUGAGGUUAUAAGCCCUUUUGAUAUUUGGGAGCCAGAUCCACCAUCUGUGUCUACGCUUACAAUGACUGUUUUGCACGAUCCUGCGAAUGAUAUGCCAGCUUUGGGUGUGUGUUUAGGAGACUUCAACGGGCAAAUUGAAUAUUUUGAGUUACUUCUUACCUCAUUUUGCGAUAAGGAUGAACCACCAAGUAAUCCCAACACUCACAACAGCUAUGAGUUCUGCCGAAGCGGCCACACCAGCAUGCCGCAUUCUGCGAAUAACUCGGACGUCAGUAGCACGGCCAAUUUUGUAGACUCCGACGGGUCUUUAAGCAAUAUACCAAACAUCUGGGGGUAUAAUGUGGCUCGACGACAUCGGCAUAGGGCCUACAUCAAAUCCAUUAACGCCCUGACAUCGGUCGCGGUCGAACCGUACGUAAAAUGUCUCGUCUUUGUCAACCCACUGAGUUCGCCGAAUAGGAUAACCUACCUCACCGCGAACGACCGGGUGAUCAAGCUCUUCCAGGUUCGUCGUGAGGGCAUCAGCAUGCUCCAUGCGUUUCCUUAUAUGAAUACGGUUCUGGGUGAACCCUUUUUAGGUUCACAGUACUUUGUAGGAACUCAUAGGCAAGUGAAUAUACUGCCCAUCAAGGAGUACGGGCCUAUGGCAAACAGUAUUCAGGCCUUGAGCCUCUCAGCGGACUGCGAAACAUUCAUGAGUGUUGAGGAUUUGCAGGUUUUUUGGUGCCACUUUGAGGCCUCGGACUCGACGAAGCCGACCUGCAUUGUCGAUCUUUGUCCCCGUUCCGGCGUGCUGGACGAGAUGGAGGAGCUCAUCACGGCGUCGUGUUUUCACCCCACCCACGGCAGCCUUUUUUUGCUCAGUCGCAGCUCUGGGAUCCUCAACGUCGGAGACCUCCGGCACCCGCCUUCCCGUGAGACUCGACAAUACGCCCUUACAACCAAAAUCACCCCCCAACAGAACCCCACCCGCUGCAUGACCUACGACGAGAUCCUCUGUAGCAUAUCCGCGGCGGCCUUUCUGAGCCCAGACCACAUCGUCACUCGGGAUUACCUGAGCUUGAAGCUGUGGGACCUGCGCAAGAUCAGCACCCCCUGUGAGAUGGUCCCUGUGAUGGACUAUGUGUCGCCUUAUUUCGACGCGCUCUACAACCAUGACUCCAUUUUCGACCGCUUCCCGGUGUCCGUCGAUGACAGGUCGGGGACCGUCGUGACGGGGCUCUACGAUGGCGCCGUGGCGGUCUGGCAGCCUCUUUCUACCGCGCAAAAUUCAACGGAGACGAUAAUGCAUUAUCGCGCCGAUCCUUUUCUCUGGCCCACUUCUACGGCUUUCUCCGGGAGGAUCAGCUCGAAGGUGUUGGGGGAAAAUUUAGCAUCGGCGUGGAAGCAGUCCUCCAGGCGGCCUGCCGAGGCCGAACUGCACAGCAUUUCCAGCAAUGAUGUAUUUAGCGGGUCGGAAGGGGGUCUAGACCUGAUACCGGAACCGUUUACCAAUAAGGUAUUGAGCAUCGCUUUAUCACCCGGUGGAGAACGCUUCGCAUAUACGUCUAAAAAUGGCCGAGUUAUUUACAUGUUUGAGCGCAUAGGGAAGACAAGCUGUAAAAGAUAA
This is a messenger RNA of Phytomonas sp. Hart1, 2514 nucleotides long. NCBI's taxonomy places the organism in Eukaryota, Euglenozoa, Kinetoplastea, Trypanosomatida, Trypanosomatidae. The record is from the annotation of a GenBank genome assembly.